Messenger RNA from Scatophagus argus, 4141 nucleotides. It is a transcript of the gene elmo3, whose product is annotated as engulfment and cell motility 3. The transcript is spliced from 21 exons. Gene Ontology annotation, biological process: actin filament organization; cell motility. Lineage: Eukaryota; Metazoa; Chordata; Actinopteri; Scatophagidae. The record is from RefSeq and is a predicted model, not a curated record. Bases 299 to 2446 code for a protein of 715 amino acids.
UAAAUCUAGCUAACUUUACUCAAAUUCUCUACUGGACGACUCCAACCAACCCGGAACUUUUAAGUCAACUAAUCAUUCCUAAAAAGUUAUUGCAAGAAGUUUUCUCUUGUUUUUCCGAACAGUCUAUAUGUUUCUCUAAGAUAAGUCACUUCUGUGGACUGAGCAGGUUCUUUCUGGGGCCAAAAAGGACACUUUCAAAUGUUUCACGCUCCGACUGCGGCGGUUCCUGCAGGACAGUAACUGGCCCUCGACUUGUCUUCUCAAACCAGGGAGAGCAGUGGAGCCAAAAGGUGCCAACAUGCCACAACAGAAGGACAUAGUGAAGAUAGCCAUCCAGAUGCCUGGGGCCUACCCCCAGCUCAUACAACUGGACCAGAAAAAGCCUCUGUCUGCUGUAAUAAAGGAGGUGUGUGAUGGCUGGAAUCUCCCAGGUCCUGAUAACUACGCUCUGCAGUAUGCAGAUGGAGUACAGAUGUACAUCACUGAAUCGAACCGUUUGGACAUUAAGAAUGGCUGCAUUCUGCGUCUGACCAAGGCACCGGGCCGCUGUGCUGAUGACUUGUUCAAGGGCAUCCAGAGCUCGGAUGCGGGCGUGCGAUGUGAUUCACUGAAGGAACUGGCAAGCGUUUCCACAGAUGUGACAUUUGCUCAGGAGUUCAUCAGCCGAGACGGACACCUCUUAUUGGUCAAGAUAGUAGAAGACUCUAAUGAGAGCAACGUGAUCAUGACACACACACUGACAGCCUUCAUGGAGCUCAUGGAUCAUGGGAUAGUUUCCUGGGAGAACCUCUCGUCUGUCUUCAUCAAGAAGAUUGCCAGUUUCGUCAACGCCAAGCCAACUGAUGCAUCCAUUCAGCAGGUGUCCCUGGACAUCCUGGAGAGCAUGGUGCUGAGCAGCCACAGCCUCUUCCUGCAGGUCAAACAUGAAGUCACUAUGGAGAGGCUCAUCGCUCACCUCCAAGUGACGAACCAGCAGAUACAGACCAAAGCUAUGGCCCUACUCAUGGCGUUACUACAAACAGCCGGGGACUCAGACAGACAGGACAUGUUUGCGUUCCUGAAUAAGAAGAAUCUGCGCCAGUACAUUUAUAAAAACAUCAUCCACAGUUCUGGCUCAGUCCAGGACGAGAUGGCCCACUACCUCUACGUCCUGCAGUCAGUUACUCUGAAUCACCUGGAGCCUCGCAUGAGGACACCGCUGGACUGUUAUAGCCAGGAGCAGAGAGACAUCCUUCAUGGUUUACGUCAGGCAGCAUUUGAGACGGAAAGCGAGAACAGUCUGAGCCACGAGAGACGCCGGUCACUCUGCGCCAAAGAGUUCAAGAAGUUAGGCUUCUCUAACAAUAGUAACCCUGGUCAGGAUUUGGUGCGAACGCCUCCUGGUCUUCUAGCUUUGGACACCAUGUUUUAUUUCGCCACACGCUAUCCUGACGCCUACAGCAGGUUUGUCUUGGAGAACAGCAGUAGAGAAGACAAACAUGAGUGUCCAUUUGCCAAGAGCAGCAUCCAACUCACACUCAUCCUCUGUGAAAUCCUUCGUAUCGGGGAGCCACCCUCGGAGACAGGAUCUGACUACCACCCCAUCUUCUUCAGUCAGGAUCGACUGAUGGAGGAACUUUUCUGCAUCUGCAUUCAGCUGCUCAACAAGACCUGGAAGGAGAUGAGAGCCACACAGGAGGACUUUGACAAGGUGAUGCAGGUGGUGAGGGAACAGAUCACCAGGACGUUGUCCAGUAAGCCGACCUCUCUGGAGCUCUUCAAGAACAAAGUAAAUGCUCUCAACUACAGCGAGAUCCUCAAACUGCGGCAGACAGAACGGCUGCACCAAGAGGAGACCCUUGCUCCACCCGUACUUGAGCUCAAAGAGCGACUGAAGCCAGAGCUGCUUGAGCUUAUCCGCCAGCAGAGACUCAACAGGCUGUGUCAGGGAACAAUGUUCAGGAAAAUCAGCAGCCGACGCAGACAGGACAAACUGUGGUACUGCCGCUUGUCACCCAAUCACAAAAUGCUUCACUACGGUGACGUGGAGGAAGACAUGGACAAUCCACCAAUCGAAACACUGCAAGAGAAGAUUCCAGUAGCAGACAUCAAAGGCUUGCUCACAGGAAAAGACUGCCCUCACAUGAAGGAGAACAAAGGCAAACAGAACAAGGAGGUGCUGGACCUGGCAUUUAGCAUCACAUAUGAUGUAGAAGAGUACAGCCUGAACUUCAUUGCCCCCUCCAGAACUGAUUUCUGCUUGUGGACAGACGGACUGAGCGUUCUGCUCGGACGGGAUAUGGGUAGUGAAUCAAUGCGCAGCGAGCUGGAGAUCCUCCUCUCUAUGGAGAUCAAGCUCCGCCUCCUGGACCUUGAGAACGUCCCCAUCCCUGAAAGUGCGCCGGUCGUCCCCAAACCGCCAAGCAACUACAACUUCUGCUACGACUUCAGCCAGACUGAGCAGUAGAGUAUGUGCACUGGUUGGAGAGCAACUAGGACGUGUUAAUGUGUAAAUACAUACGUGUGUGUGUCUGAAUGAGGCGUGCGUUUGACAAGAGCUGACCUGCGCAUACAUGCACUUAUUCCUAUAACAGAUUUAUAUCCCUGACAUUAAAUUCUUCUUCUGUGGUCUUCUACAUCCAAGUGAAACAAUGAACAAGUGCAAAACAUGACUUUAAACUACAUUAGUGGUUGUGUUGUGCACUGCUGCCAGCUGGCUGUUGACUGUACCAAUGCUGCACAUUAUCACUGCUCCUCUUGGAGAGAAUGUUUUUCAUGAUUGCUCUUCCUCAGAUGUCUGGAAGCUUCAACGCAGCUCCAAAAGCAACAGAGAUGGGGAAAAAUGAAAUUCUUCUUAUACGAUACAGCCACUCAAGUAAUGGUACUUUAAUUUAGUUUUGUAAUUCUUUUAUAUUUCUAAAUAUAUCUAAAACUACGUAUGAUACAUGGAAUACUCCUGAGUGUGUAUGUACAUGUGUGUGUGUGUGUGUAUGUGUGUGUGUGUGUGUGUGUGGGCUCAUUACCGGUUGGAGCUGUAGACGCUUUAAUCUUUGUCUCAGUUCUGGGUGUUUGGUUGCUUUUCUUUAAUGGUCAGAAACUACAACAGCUUUUUAACAUGUGGGACGUUAGAUUUCCAACAUGUGAAAGAUAGAUUAUGUUUUCUUCUUUGUUGGACAACAUUUUACUUAAAUAUACUUACAGGUACUCUACUCUGUGUGGAUUCCAGUGGAUCAGAGAUGCUCUGAAAGCUCUGUAUGACUGCAUUAGGUACCAAACUCACUUUUUUUCCCUCUUGGUUUUUAAACAACAACAUGCCACAGUCAAUAGUCUGGCAAUGAGAAAAACUUGUAACAAGUUUUAUAUCCAACCAGAAAUAGUCCCAGCAAAUAUGUAUGAUACAAUAUGCAAUCAGUGAUAUUUUUCCCAGCUGUCCUGUAUCGAAUCCUGCAUUAAUUCAAAAACCGAUCAGUUUUAUGUGCUGUAAUGUACUGUAUAAUACUAUGAUGGAGGCAACACUCUCACUCACCAUGCACACAUUGGUGACCCUGAAAGCAGCUACUCAAGAACUGACCCAGGUUUGCACAUAGUGUGUUUGAGUGUUUUCUGCCUUUAUUUAGCAUCGGGUUAUUUUAUUUUAGCACAGUCGCUACUGUGCAUUCCUGACACACAGUGCCCUGCGAUAAUGUUCACUUUGAAUCAUGUGCUUUGCAUGACUUCACAUGAAUAAAAAGUAUGAAUCAUACAGAGAAAAAAAAACCCUCAUGUGUGUUUUGCUCAUAGCAUAGAAGCCAAACUUUGGUUUAUUUAUAAAAAUGAACAUCUUUUAUCAUUGAUCUUUCAUCGUUACAAUCUGUAAGUCUUCCUCUGUCAAAGCAACUCAGACAGCAUUAGAACAGUACAAAAUUAAUAAACAAAGGACAUAUAGUUUAAAGUGAUAUUUCUCUAAUUAGGCUACAGUGCUAAACCAAGAUAACAAAUAGAUGAAUUCAAAUUAAUCUGACACUACAGUUUGUACUGUUAUGGUAAGUUUGGAGUAUCCACCAAAUAUCCAGAGAUUUUCAUUGAAAAAACAUACCACUGUGAGAUGAUUUGUCUGCAAUUUGUGGGAUGAUGUUCCCUUUCAAUAAAUUCCUUAAGUCUAAGACUCGGUUGGACUACAUUA